Phascolarctos cinereus (koala) is the source of this 279-nucleotide messenger RNA. It is a transcript of the gene SPINK4, whose product is annotated as serine peptidase inhibitor Kazal type 4. NCBI's taxonomy places the organism in Eukaryota, Metazoa, Chordata, Mammalia, Diprotodontia, Phascolarctidae. The record is from RefSeq and is a predicted model, not a curated record. Gene Ontology annotation, molecular function: protein binding; serine-type endopeptidase inhibitor activity.
AUGAAGGUCAAAAUGUGCAUGCUCAUCUUGGCUCUGGUUGCAAUCAUUGGUGCCUGGGGUAAGUGUGGUAAGCAAAAAAAAAUGGUUUUUCGGAGAAUGCCACUCUGUGAACACGUGGCAGAAAUCCCAUGGUGCCCCAAGACAUACCAACCUGUCUGUGGAACUGAUGAGAAGACCUAUAACAAUGAAUGCCAAAUGUGUAUUGCAAGAAUAAAAACUAAACAGGAUAUCCAGAUUACAAAGGAUGGAGUAUGCUAAAGAAGAAACAUACAAUAGGAG